Molecule: messenger RNA, 2895 nt
Organism: Rhopalosiphum maidis (corn leaf aphid)
Lineage: Eukaryota; Metazoa; Arthropoda; Insecta; Hemiptera; Aphididae
Product: kelch-like protein 3
Exons: 12
Coding region: 604-2382 (592 amino acids)
Molecular function (GO): protein binding
Source: RefSeq, a predicted model, not a curated record
GUUUUAAUUUCGCCUUUCGGUUAAACGUGUAGUAACUUUGUUUUAAAAAUUUAAAAUGCCAAAAGUACGCUUCCUCAAUAUUUAACGUAAUAUAGCGAAUAUUUAUGUAGUUUUAACUGCUAUAAACUCCCAACCCUGGUUAUUACACUAGGCUCUGGCACAUAGGACGCGGGCUGAUUGCAUGGUCUCUAUAAAAUAAUACAACCGGAUCGCUGCCAACGGCGGUCUGCAUACCCGACCGUUACAGUGGACCGCGUUCGAGCGGUCGAAAGCUCGAGCCUUUUGAACAUCGAAUAAAAAUAUUAUUAUAUCUUAUCGAAUACUUAACAAUAACGAAAAAGGUUUGCAGUACUGAUGUAUUAUCACACCACAACACCACCACAUUCUUAUUAUCGUUUCGGCGCGCCAUGCGCAUCGGCCGCGGAUCAUCCUGCCGAAGUGUCGAUUCCUGCGAGGCUGUGAAUUGUAAACCGUGAAUUUAUUGUGAUGUCGAAUUAUCACAACUUUCAUGCGACGGAUUCGAUUUUCAAAAAUCUAUUAUAUUUCGAAAUCAAAAUAAUAUAGUAUAACGGAUGAAAAUGUUUGGCUAAUAAAGGCAGUAGAAUGGAUUCUGAAAUGGAAACAUCAGACCAAGAAGAUAGCCCAUCAAAAUCAAAUCGAUACUCAGAUGAGGAAAACGAAAUUGCUUUAACAUCUAAAGGUUUCAAUUACAGAGGAAUAAAUGAACCUUACUCAAAUUUGAUGCGACUAGACGAAUCUACAAUGGAUGUAUCAUUGGUUGUGAAUAACCAAAAACUAAAUGCCCACAAAACCGUUUUAGCUUCAAAUAGUGAUUAUUUUGAUAGAAUGUUUGACAGUUAUUUUAAAGAACGGUUUCAAGAUAAAAUAGAAAUAAAUAUAACUGAUGUUAGCUUUGACAUUUUGAGUACACUUGUUCAAUUUUUUUAUACAUCAGAAAUAUAUAUUACAGAAAAUAAUGUUCAGGAUCUAUUGAUUAGUUCUAGUAUAUUUUUACUAGAUGAAGUUCAAAAUGCUUGUGUUAACUACAUUAAAAAGAUAAUUGACACAGAAAAUUGCAUAGAUAUGAAAGAUUUGGCUAAUACACUAGGAUUAAAUGAUCUCUAUUCUUUAUGCAUGACUUAUAUAAUAAAUAAUUUCAGACUUGUAGCUAAUACUAAAAAGUUUAUGGAGACUAAUUUUGAUGAAAUACUGGUGUUACUCAAGAAUGAAGAUUUAUUUGCUAAAGAAGAAAUGGUUUAUGAUGUUGUUAUGAAUUGGAUAAAAUAUGAUCCUGCAACCAGAUCCAAAUAUUCGUCAGAAUUAUUAUGGUAUGUUCGAUUGCCAUUAGUUCUAAAUACUUACCAAGGAGUCAUUAAGGUUCAUGAGUUUCAAGGUGCUAAACUUAAUGAAAUUAGUUCUUUUCGAAUGGAGCAUCGAAGACCAUUUAGAAAAGGCAUAUUAGUGCUAAGUCAUUAUCCAUUUGAAUCAACUCCAGAGUGGUAUGAUGCUGCCUUUGAUCAAUGGCAGACUUGCAUGUGUGAAAAUUGUCUUUGUAAAACCUUUCAAUAUCGCUUAUUACCUCCUAGAACUUUGUGUACAGUAGUUUUACUCGAUAAAAAUAAUUUAUUUGCUGCUGGAGGUUCUAGAUAUGGUAGUGGAAUGAAAUUGGCAAACAUGUUUGAUUUGAAAACAAAUAAAUGGAUAUCCUUAAUUGAUAUGCAUUUUGAACGUCUUAAGCCAUAUAUAAUACAGCUUGAGUCAUAUGUUUAUGUGAUUGGCGGUUGCACUUCUGAAAAACAAAAUGCCAGUGUUAUAGAAUAUUAUGAUUUAAAUAAAAAGGCGUGGUAUAUCGUUUAUUCUGAAAUCAACCAAAUUGAGACAUUUAAAAAUGAUACUUAUGUUGCUCGUGUUAAAGGAUUAAUUUACAUAAUUGGAAAGACUGAAGCUGGAUAUUAUGAUCCUCGUAAUAAUAAGUGGAAAUAUAUUGAUCCAAUACCUGAGUUUAAUAAGGGUUCAGCAGUUUGCACAUUAAACGGAAAUAUUUAUAUUAUUGGUGGUCAAUGUUUGGAAAAUUAUUACAAAACUGUAUGGGCAUACUGUACUUUAACUGAAGAAUGGGUAUCCUUAGCCGAACUAAAUUUUGCUAGAUCAUAUUCUGGUGCUGUAGCAAUGAAUGGUAAUAUUUAUUUAUUUGGAGGAAAAAUGAUAGAUACUUCCAGUUCAAAUAUAUUUGAAAUAUAUAAUCCUCAUGACAACAAAUGGGUAACAUCAAAUGCUUUUAUGAAAAAGGAUCGAUGUCACAUUGAUGCAAUUGUUAUUGACAAAAAUUCAUUAUUGUUUAGACAAGUGUUUGAAGAAUCAACUAAUACUAUUAUUCAUUAAAAAGUGACUGUGAGUUUAUUCAAAACUAUUUAGUAUUAUUUAGUGAGAAGUGUAUAGGUUUGUACAGAAAAAAAAUUAUUCCUUUAUAUUAAAUAUUAUUGUUUAUUUAUAAAUUAAUUAUUUUAAGUUUAUAAUUUUAACCAUUCCUUUGUUAAAUUAAUAAUAUUUUAAUUUAAAUUCUUUCUAUGUAAACUUGAAACUGUUAUAAGAUUUUUUUUUUUAAAUAUAGUAGAAAGUAAUUGUUACAUUAUUCUAUAAGAGCAUAUUAUGUAUAAUACUCACGGUGCUUCUUAAUAUAAAUGUUUUAUGAAUCGCUUAUAACAAAAAUUUAAUAAUUAUUUUGUACACUAAAAACAUUAUCUAUGUAAUCUACAUUGGUUGUAGAAUAAUAUUCAGUAAUUUAAAUCUACAAGUGAGAUAUAAGAUAUAGUGAGUUUACUCCGUAUGAAAUAAAUAAAUAAAUAAGUAAAAUAUAUAACUUAUAAUAAUUGCUUACUAUAGAAAUAGGACAUG